This is a messenger RNA of Andrographis paniculata, 1390 nucleotides long. Its product is annotated as probable serine/threonine-protein kinase PBL3. Gene Ontology annotation, biological process: protein phosphorylation. The record is from RefSeq and is a predicted model, not a curated record. The coding region runs from base 128 to 1297 and encodes 389 amino acids. The transcript has 6 exons. Gene Ontology annotation, molecular function: ATP binding; protein kinase activity. NCBI's taxonomy places the organism in Eukaryota, Viridiplantae, Streptophyta, Magnoliopsida, Lamiales, Acanthaceae.
UUCAUGUUUGUUUCGAUUAUUCAUUGACCGGAGACCGCAGCCUUCGUAUUUAUUAUUGGCUAUGGAUUUGUGUAAUUUCUCAAUAUUUUUGCUCUUCCUUUCUCGCUCAUAUUGUUGAGAUAUUAUUAUGGGUAUUUGCUUUGGGAGCCCUGCCAGGAGUGAUACUUCUUCUUCACAACUAGGUUUUGGAGCCAAAGUAGCCCCGGGAAGUAGCAAACACAGCUUGAACUCCUCAAACCAGUUGGAGGCAAAUCCAACCAUUUCAAGUGAUGCUUUCAUCGGAUCGCUGAAUGAUCUCUACCUCUCCAGUAACCUCAAAUCAUUCACCUUCAACGACCUCAAGAAUGCAACCAAGAAUUUCUGCCCCGAGAACCUCAUUGGCGAAGGAGGAUUUGGUUAUGUCUACAAGGGAUGGAUCAACGAGGCUACUCGAGCAUCGAGCAAGCCAGGCACUGGGACAGUCGUGGCUGUCAAAAAACUCAAGGCACAAAGCUUUCAAGGCCACAGAGAAUGGCUUACAGAGGCAAAAUACUUAGGGCAGCUACAGCAUGAGAAUUUGGUGAAGCUAAUUGGAUAUUGCCUGGAAAGCCAAAACCGACUUCUGGUUUACGAGUUCAUGCCAAAAGGAAGCUUAGAGAAUCAUUUGUUUAAGAAAGGGGUGCAGCCAAUGGCGUGGACUACUCGACUCCAAAUAGCAACUGAUAUUUCUCGAGGGCUCUCAUUCUUACAUAGUUUAAAUGCCAAUAUAAUCUUCCGGGACUUGAAGGCUUCCAAUGUUUUAAUUGAUUCGAAAUUUCAUGCAAAACUCUCGGACUUCGGCCUUGCAAGAAAUGGUCCUGUCGGCGACGGAACUCAUGUUUCAACAAGAGUUGUAGGCACAAUGGGAUAUGCAGCCCCCGAGUAUGUGGCUUCAGGUCACUUAACAUCAAAGAGCGACGUGUACAGCUUCGGGGUGGUUCUUCUAGAACUUCUCUCGGGGAGACGAGCAAUGGGCGACGAGUCCAUCGGAGGAACCGAAGGCACAUUGGUCGACUGGGCGAAGCAAUACUUGGGAGAGUCGCGGCAAUUUUCGAGAAUAAUGGACACACGAUUGAGAGGGGAGUAUGCAAAGAAGGGGGCUCAUACAGCAGCAAUGUUGGCCUUAAAGUGUCUCUGCAAUGACCCCAAGAACCGGCCGACGAUGGUCGAGGUUCUGGCCGAGCUCGAACAGCUACAGACCCUCGAAACCUCGCCGCGCGCCAAGCUCGAGCAUCGGGUCAAGACACUUAGUUCUCACAGGGCUCGGACACAAUCGUAAUUGGCUAAGCGAAUUACAUGAAAGAAAAUUUUAUUCAUAAACACUACAGAAUAAUUUGGGUUUGUUUAUUUUUUUUGGAUUUGUCACAAUGUA